Molecule: messenger RNA, 3455 nt
Organism: Sphaerodactylus townsendi
Lineage: Eukaryota; Metazoa; Chordata; Lepidosauria; Squamata; Sphaerodactylidae
Gene: CILK1
Product: ciliogenesis associated kinase 1
Exons: 16
Coding region: 555-2432 (625 amino acids)
Biological process (GO): intracellular signal transduction; cilium assembly; intraciliary transport
Cellular component (GO): cytoplasm; nucleus; cilium
Molecular function (GO): protein serine/threonine kinase activity; ATP binding
Source: RefSeq, a predicted model, not a curated record
GCAGAUUCCGCUUAUGCGUGCGGUGAUUUUGUAACCUGUUUGGGCUCUCAGGGGUGCAUCUUAAUCUGAACCAAGCAGUGGCGGGAGGGAUUCAUUUCAGCCCAUAUUUAUAUUUCCUUCUUUCUCUCUGUGUGUUUUCAUAAAUCAGCUGCGGGCAGCCACUCAGUAAAACAUAUGAGGAGAAGAGUUUAGAGAAACCACUGACCCCAACAAGCAGCCAAAAGCAUUUAACAGUAAUAAACAGCUCCUUCCUGUCCACAUCAGCGUGAUGAUUCUGUCACAGACUUUGACUUCAUGAGAGGAUCUACAGGUUCUGACUGCAGGAUUUAUACAGCACAUUUUCACGGACUCUCUGGUGCCAGCCUGGAUUCCUCACAAACAGAAAGCCAGUCCUUGUGAAACUAUGACCCCUGACAACCUUCACAUGGUCCUAGAUACUUCAUAUUUGUGCUGCCACCGAAAAAAACUGGCUCCAGUCUUAGGGGAAAUGCUUCAGCCACAGACAAGUGCACUGUAUAGGUUGAAAUGAGUUUGCACCCAAGAGGAAUCCCAACAUGAAUCGGUAUACGACUAUCAAACAGCUAGGAGAUGGAACAUAUGGUUCUGUCCUCCUGGGAAGGAGUAUUGAAUCUGGGGAGCUUCUUGCCAUUAAGAGGAUGAAAAGGAAGUUUUACUCGUGGGAGGAAUGCAUGAAUCUUCGAGAGGUUAAGUCCUUGAAGAAACUCAACCAUGCCAAUGUGGUGAAGCUAAAAGAAGUUAUCCGAGAAAAUGAUAAUCUGUACUUUGUGUUCGAAUACAUGAAGGAGAACCUUUAUCAGUUGAUGAAAGAAAGGAAUAAAUUGUUUCCGGAAACUACUAUCAGGAAUAUUAUGUAUCAAAUUCUUCAAGGGCUUGCAUUUAUACAUAAACAUGGAUUUUUUCAUAGAGACUUGAAACCUGAAAACCUCCUUUGCAUGGGACCAGAACUUGUGAAAAUAGCAGAUUUUGGCUUGGCACGGGAAAUUAGGUCCAAACCUCCUUACACGGACUAUGUAUCCACAAGAUGGUACAGGGCUCCAGAAGUGCUCUUGAGAUCCACUAACUAUAGUUCUCCCAUUGACAUCUGGGCGGUUGGUUGCAUAAUGGCAGAGGUUUACACCCUCAGACCCCUCUUCCCAGGUUGCAGUGAAAUUGAUACUAUUUUCAAGAUUUGUCAAGUGCUGGGGACACCAAAAAAGAAUGACUGGCCUGAGGGCUACCGGCUUGCAAGCACCAUGAAUUUUCGUUGGCCACAGUGUGUGCCAAACAACCUGAAGACCCUCAUCCCUAAUGCAAGCAGUGAGGCAAUACAGCUCAUGAGAGACAUGCUGCAGUGGGACCCCAAGAAACGGCCAAUGGCAUACCAGGCACUUCGCUAUCCUUACUUCCAGGUUGGCCAAGCUUUGGGCCCCUCAUCUUGUAUUCAGGAGGCUGGAAAAUCACAGAGAGACCUUCCUGAUAAAGCCCAAAUCCACACGAAGCCCAUCCCACCUACAGAGCCUCCACCUCAGCCAAACGUUCGCCUCUCAUCUAGACCAUUCCAACCCAACCAGCCAUCUCAUCCCCUGAUGUACCCAUUCAAAACAGACACUUGGGCGAAUGGCCAUUUGAAGAAUUACAAGGCCAGUCAGGUGGUUUUACCAAAUAUUCACAGUAAAAUUCCUCAGCAGAAAACAGCCACUGAGACGGAGCAGACAAAGGGUGAGCUGAAGCCAAAGAACAGGCGUCAGUGGGGAAAUAUGGCUGCCACAGUGAAAAGUUCUGAGGACUGGAAGGACUUUGAAGAUUCUGCGGAAGGGUCUUCCCUUCCCAGAACUGACUUCCAAAAUAAAGGACAGACUGAGGGAGCUCUUUCUAGAUUUGAAAGUAUUUUAGACUUGAAGCCUUCAACCUGCAUUGGAACUGGCAACAGUGCUCCUUCCUACCUUCGGCAGGACACACCCACAUUACAGGUUUCCGCAGCCAAACAGCAUUACUUGAAACAUUCUAGGUAUUUACCUGGAAUAAGCACAAGGAAUAAUUUAAUAUCCUCUUCAAGCAAAGAUUCCACCCCUUCUAAUCCAUGGCCCAGUUCUAAUAUUCCCGGAAAGUCAACUGUGGUGGCAGGAGGGAUCACCAAGCUGAAUUCCAGCCACACAGGACCAGGUGAAGUGACUGGUGUUUACAUCUCUUCUUUUCCAAAAAAAGAAGUUGGCUCUGCUGGCCAGAGAGUCCAGUUGGUGCCACUCAUUGAUCUUCCCCCUGCCAAACCAUCUUCUCAGUAUGCUCAUCUGAAGUCUUUCAGACCUCAUAUUGGGAGGCCAGCAUUUAAUAUACCAAUGAGAAGCACACCGGGACUACUGCCACGUCCACCAAUGGUCCAGCCAGUUCACGGACGAAUUGACUGGUCUUCAAAAUAUGGCGCUCACCGAUGAAUUCUCAAGUUGAGUGUGCCUUUUGUGGAACAAUGACCAAUGCUAAUAUAACCUCCAGUAACAUUUCACAAGCCAGCAGCUUUGCAUAUUCUUUGUGACCAAGAAAUUUCAAGACUGUUUGAGAUGUGUAUGUGUGUAUAUAUAUAUAUUCAAAUACAAAAUUUUCAAAUACAUACAAUUAAGAAUAUAUGUGUUCUGAGUUGUAUGUAUUUGAAAGCAAACUUGUACCAUUUUUGUAUUGUUUUUAUUAUAUGAGCAGGACAGUUAUUUUCAUAGAACCAUAAAAAUUUGUAUAUCAGGCUUAGGAUGAACUUCUUUUGCAUUUUUAUAUGACAAACUUUGAAAUUAACUUUUUUUAAGAAAAAUAUUUUUCCUUUGGGAAUCAUGUUUUUAUAUAAGUGAAUAAAUGUAGCAAAUUGAUGCAGUAUUUCACAUAAUUAAGGUACAGUUAGAAGAAAGAAAAAGGCAUUUACCAAAUAUUUUAUUGUAAGUUCUAGAAUGGCAUGUAGGGCAAGCAGCAAAUUAAGCAUAAGAGUUAGACCAUUAACAGACCCACGAUGGCACACAUCCCACUACACAGUUCCUGAACUUGAACCGUAUUUCCACCAGUUCAAUUCUCCCAUUACAGAGCCUCAUUUUGUCAUAUUCUUUGGGGUAUGCUGACACCCCCCCCCCCCCCCCGAAUAAAAUCUGGGUGUGUUCAGAUGUAAGAUUAUCAAAAUUUUGACGCUAUCUAUAGAAAAUCUUUUUUUCCCUGGAAAACCCUUAGAAAUCUUUGGAAAAAUUAAAAUAUGCACUAUUUAUUUUCCUAUCAAAAUUGUUCUGCUUUAACAAAAAAUACAUCAUUAAUCACUUAAUUAGCAUUGGCAUAUUUGUGUAGUUUAAAAAUACAAAGGUCUUGGAUUUCUAUAAGCAAAAUUGUAAAUAUACCCAGUUCAUGAGAGAAAUGCAAAUUGUUGUACCUUAUAGUAUCUUAAUUUUUGCCAUCUAUGUGGCAGGAUAAAAUAAAAUCAUUAAACAAUG